This is a messenger RNA of Microbotryum saponariae, 2034 nucleotides long. The record is from the annotation of a GenBank genome assembly. NCBI's taxonomy places the organism in Eukaryota, Fungi, Basidiomycota, Microbotryomycetes, Microbotryales, Microbotryaceae.
AUGUCACUGACUCGCUCGUUGCUGACUGCUCGAUCCGUGCGCCUGUCCGGUGCCUCUGCUGCGGCGGGUGCGGUGCGCUACUCGUCCGUGUGGAGCGCGGUCAAGCAAGGUCCUCCCGAUGCGAUUCUUGGCAAGUUCACAGCUUGGAGUCGACGCUGCACGUGAUAAACUGAUAUCUUUGAAAGUGUAUUAACCCCCUUAUGACUUUCCACAGGUGUGACCGAGGCAUGGAAGGCGGACAAGGACCCCAAGAAGAUCAACUUGGGCGUCGGAGCUUACCGUGACGGCGAGGGCAAGCCUUACGUACUCCCUUCCGUUCGAGAGGUCAGUUCAAACAACAUGGACUCCUCGUUUUGCACUGGAAUGGACCGGGUGGGAGAAGCAGGGUCUAUGGUGCCUUGCGCAGUAGCGACUCCGACGCUGCACCCGCGUCCUCACUCCUCAAGCCCGGCAUGUCAUGAUCGCCGAGUAAUUAGCCGGCGCCGCUCAGGGCUGUUGGCGAGAGCGACUUGACUCAGGCCGAGCAAGCGCCGAUAAAGAUCGACAUUUCUCUGUGUCACCUCAGAGACUGAUCAAAGUUCAUAUCUUCAGGCCGAUGAACGCAUCCUCGCUCAAAAAUACGACAAGGAGUACCUUCCCAUCACCGGGUUCCCCGACUUUACCAAGCACGCCGCCCUGCUCGCUUACGGCAAGGACUCGGCUCCCCUCAAGGAAGGACGCGUGAGUGAUGUGGUCCAGAGCAUCAUGAGUGCUCAAGAAUGUGGUCCCUUAUCAAGAACCGACCUACCUCGUCAUAGAUCGCCGUUACGCAAUCCAUCUCGGGCACGGGCGCGCUCCGUAUCGCCGGCGCCUUCUUGGCCCGUCACUACCCUCACGCCAAGGAAAUCUACGUCCCCGCGCCGACUUGGGGUAACCACAUCCCCGUCAUGAAGGACUCGGGCCUCGAGGUCAAGUACUACUCGUACUACGACAAGAAGACCGUCGGACUUGACUUUGAAGGGCUCAAGAAGGACAUGCAGGUUCGUUGCGGGUGUUGACGUAUGAAGGAUUAGAAGGACUCUGUUCCUCGUGAACUGAUCACACUGUGACCCAAUGGUGAUGUUCAGAACGCACCCAACAAGUCCAUCUUCUUGCUCCACGCGUGCGCGCAUAACCCCACCGGUAUCGACCCCACCAAGGAGCAGUGGAAAGAAAUUUCCAACAUCAUGAAGGAGAAGGAGCACUUCCCCCUCUUUGACUCGGCUUACCAGGGUUUUGCCACGGGGUAAGCAACUGGCUUCUCUCUAUCGUGAAAAUUAGGGGUGCUCAUAUGAAGUCCUUUUCGUCCGAUCCCCACAGCUCGGUCGACACCGACGCCUUCGCCCUCCGCCACUUCGUCUCCGAGGGCCACUCCCCCGCUCUCUGCCAAUCCUUCGCCAAGAACAUGGGUCUGUACGGUGAACGCGUCGGCGCCUUCUCGAUCGUGUGCAGCUCCGCCGAGGAGAGGGCCCGCGUCGAUUCGCAGAUCAAGAUCUUGGUGCGACCCAUGUACUCCAACCCCCCUGUUCAUGGCGCGCGUAUUGCGGGAACGAUCUUGAGUGAUCCUAAGCUCUAUGAACAAUGGUAAGUGGCGCGAAGGCAAUGAGAUGAGGUUGUGCAGGAAGGAGUGUGUGGAGCUGAUUGGGGGGAAUGGUAUUCCGUUCAAUAGGCUCGGUGAGGUCAAGGGCAUGGCCGACCGUAUCAUCACGAUGCGAUCACAAUUGUACGACUUGCUCCAGGAGCUCGGGUCCAAGAAGGAAUGGGGCCACAUCAAGUCCCAAAUCGGAAUGGUAAGCUCAUCUUUCACUUCCCAGGACCCUUGGCUUUCUCCCAUGCUGACCCUCACCGAACGCUUUCCCACAGUUCUGCUACACCGGUCUCACGCCCGAACAAGUCGAGAAGCUGUCCAAGGAGCACCACAUCUACCUCACCAAGGACGGUCGCAUCUCCGUCGCCGGCGUUACCCCGCACAACGUUCGACACUUGGCCGAGUCAAUUCACGCCGUUACCAAGUAG